UCUUCUCCCCCUGAAUCCCCUCUCUACGUCUGUCCGCACAGCCCAUUUCAUACUCUCGUUUCGCUCCCUAUGCCAACUUAGCUUAAGAUAUACGAAAGAUCAUCAGUUAUCGUAUUAAGCGAAGUAAAACAAAGCUCGUUCAUCUCCUACAUGACGGGAAAAGGAAAAAAAUGCCGCUCAAAUCAGUCGUGGCCUCCUCCCUCGCCAUUCUACCUCUUAUCACCGCAUUCGCAGCGCUAGAGAACCGCAUCUACACUCGCCUCCCAAAGUGCGACGACAGCCUGCUGACCUGCGGAGAGUACUGCAUAAGCCGAGACUCAAUAUGCUGUACCUACGACCCUCCGCAAAGGGGCUACUUCGUGUGCCCAGCAGGCUACGAGUGCGGACCCAACACGGACUGCCGCCCCCCAAGCACCGGCCCUGCACCAUCUAGUUCGUCCACCCCGGCCUGCUCGGAAUUCCUGCGCGCCUGCGGAUCCCUCUGCGUCCCGGCCACAGACGUCUGCUGCGAGAAUGGCCUGUCGAGUUGUCCUAUCGGCUUCGUCUGCACGUCCUCGCCCCCGGGCUGCGUUGAGCCCGACACUGAAGGUGAUGAUGAUGAUGUCUCGUCUACACACCCCACCGUCACUGCAGCGUUGUCUUCCCUGCCGUCGCCGGGCGGCGAGUGCCUCCCAAUGUCCACCGGUACGCCAGACGUAGUCUCGUACUCGGGGCUGCUAAGCGGUAGCGAUGGGAACGACAACCACAGCAAGAUGCAUACCCUUGACAACCCGACUUUCUGUAUAAUGCCAUCCGACUUCUCUUCCUCCGCCUUUCGCCUGAUGUCACGUCAAGCUGCUAACGGUGAUAAUAUAGGCAACACAGUCUCCGAUACAUCGACGUCGGAGGCCCCCGCCAUUUCUUCGACGGUGACUCAGGUCCUGCCUGGCCUCAACGGUAGCCUGACGACCAUUACAUCCGUUGUCGUCGUCAGCCCGACCCAUAGUAGUUCUGGGCUUGGCACGACCCCGACCUCCGAGACUACGCCGAGCGCGACGGCCACGGGGCAAGAUAAAGGGCGGAACUUGGAGGUAUCGCUAGCUGCACUGGUCGGGGUCAUGCUCAUUGCUCUCCUGUUUGGUUGACCGGGCGGCGGAACUCGUUGCGCCUCUUCAGAGUUUCGGCGCAUCUGCCUUUUUGCGAUCUUCAAAACGAAUCGAGCCCCUAGGGGCCAAGCGGGGGGGAACAAAAAGGGGGUGAUAGAAGAGAAAACAGAGACGGUUCUAUGACGCCCCGCGCUGGCAUUAAGAUUGUAUGUAAUGCGAAAAAAAGGAGUAAAAAGAAACAACAAGAACAACAAAUGAAAAACCUGUCCUCUUCUGUGCGGGCUCUUCGCGUCACGUUCGUCUAUCCAUCGUAGAUAU
This is a messenger RNA of Sodiomyces alkalinus F11, 1403 nucleotides long. RefSeq lists its product as hypothetical. Bases 171 to 1124 code for a protein of 317 amino acids. The record is from RefSeq and is a predicted model, not a curated record. NCBI's taxonomy places the organism in Eukaryota, Fungi, Ascomycota, Sordariomycetes, Glomerellales, Plectosphaerellaceae. The transcript has a single exon.